This is a messenger RNA of Hypanus sabinus (Atlantic stingray), 6727 nucleotides long. It is a transcript of the gene mettl13, whose product is annotated as methyltransferase 13, eEF1A lysine and N-terminal methyltransferase. The coding region runs from base 145 to 2244 and encodes 699 amino acids. The transcript has 9 exons. NCBI's taxonomy places the organism in Eukaryota, Metazoa, Chordata, Chondrichthyes, Myliobatiformes, Dasyatidae. The record is from RefSeq and is a predicted model, not a curated record.
UAGUAAACGCAGUUAUAAUUCUCUGGUGCUAAUACCUUUCUUUCCAAAAAUUUCUGCAGAAGUUUAGUAGAAGAAAAUUUUUAUGAAUAAAUAAUAAAUGUUGAGGCGAAGGUUGGGGAAUGAUGUCAUCAGUUUGGAUUGAAAAUGAAUUUGCUGCCGAAGUCUUCAAAAGAGUUCAGUUCGGCUGAAUAUUGGGAGACAUUCUUCAAGAAGCGGGGUGGAAGUGCGUUUGAGUGGUAUGGGACCUACAUGGAUCAUUGUGCAGUGCUGCACAAGUAUAUUAAGCCCAAAGAAAAGGUCCUCGUUGUUGGCUGUGGUAACUCUGAGCUCAGCGAGCAGAUGUAUGACGUUGGUUACCAGAACAUCACCAACAUCGACAUCAGUGAGGUUGUGAUCGGUCACAUGAAGGAGCGCAAUGCAGCUCUCCGGCCAGCAAUGGCCUUUACGAAGAUGGACAUGAUGCAGAUGGACUUCAGCGACUCCCAGUUUCAGGUUGUGCUGGACAAGGGGACCCUGGACGCUGUCAUGACCGACGAGAGCGACGGGACGCUGCGCAACGUGGAGAGGAUGUUUGCGGAGAUCGGGCGGGUCCUGCAGGUGGGUGGGCGGUUCCUGUGCAUCUCGCUGGCGCAGGAGCAUAUCGCGAGGAAAGUGGUGAGCCACUUCUCCCGGGAGGGCUGGCCCGUGCGAGUCCACGCCUUCGAGGAGCAGGGCGAGGCCAGUCGGCAGUUCCGGAUGACGGUGUUCACCUUUGUGUUCACCAAGUUCCGGAAGCUUCCUGGGGCCAGGCAGGAGAUCCUGGAGAUGUGCAUGGAGGAGCAGGAGAAGCCGCUUCGCCUGGAGAGCACGGAGCGGCUGCUGGAGCUGGUGAAGGCACGGCAGCAGUACACACUGCUCCGAAACCACCUGGCCAGGGGCUCCGGCAGCGGGGAGAAUGUGUCCGUCACCCUUUGCAACAGGGAGUCUGGGAAACCCCGCUACACCUUCUACGUUGUUGAUCAGCCCUCCGUGAGGCCUGCUCAGGCAAACAACUUCGCAAUUUUCAUAGUUCCACAGGGCAGAGAGACUGAAUGGAUCUUUGGAACUGAUGAAGGUCGGAGACAGCUUGGCAAAACUGCUGCGUUCAAGCGUCUGUUGGUGGUGGCAUUGCACCGUGACCAACUCUACCAGAGCAUGGAUGCCAUUCAGGAGGAGCUUUCGGGGAAGGUGAUGGAGUUCGCUCCUUCUGGACUUCCGCCAGGUCAACAGGUCCCAUUUCUUACAGUCGGUGGAGAUAUUGGGGUUCGCACCAUCCAGCAUCGUGGUGUGAGUGACAUUAGUGGCGAGUAUGUCAUUGAAGAUGUAAAGAGAGAGGAUGGCAACUUUUACCGGCACCUGAUAUUCCUCAGCAACGUUAAUGUGGUGCAGUCGGAGGGUAAAUUAUUGCACAAUGCUUCCAAGACAGUUUCAAAACAUAAAAAGAAAAAAAAAGACAAGAGGAAAGGGCAGUCGUGCUUGGAAGAUGAGAGCAAUUCGAGUCCAAAGCUUGGUCAGGCUAUAGACAAAAGCUACCUCUGCUGCAAUCACCAUCGAGCCAUGAUUGCUGGCUUGGCUUUACUAAGUAAUGAAGGUGGUUUUCUUGCAGAUGCUGCAGUAUCUCUGCUGGUGAUUGGCCUUGGCGGUGGGAGCCUUCCAUUGUUUAUUCACGACUUCUUUUCCCAAUCGAGCAUUGAUGCCAUCGAAAUUGAUCCUGAGAUGUUGGAGGUCGCGACUAGGUGGUUUGAAUUUUCUCAGGACAAUCGGAUGAAGGUGAUUCUGGCAGACGGCUUGCAUUAUAUACGUACGCUUGCAGAUGAAGGGAGUGGCUCCUAUGAUGUUAUCAUGUUUGACGUGGAUAGUAAAGACGCUACCCUGGGAAUGAACUGUCCUCCAUCAGCUUUUGUAGACCGGGCAUUUCUCCAGAAAGUACAAAGUCUUUUGGCACCCCGAGGACUCUUCAUUCUAAAUCUGGUUUGCAGAGACCACAGACUGAAAGAAAAAGUCAUGGCAGACAUCAAAUCAGUUUUCCCCCUUGUUUACUCGCAGAAGAUUGAGGGUGAGGUAAAUGAAAUAUUGUACUGCCAGUUGUCCACGGAACUCAAAACUGGUUCUAAACACCUCCUUAGCUCAGGUCAGAUAUUGGAAAAUGAUCUGAAGAAAUCUGGCAAGCACUGGGACCAAACCUACAGACUCGCAGAGAUGUUGGAGAAAGUUACAAUUGUGUGAAAGUUUCUAGGUCACUGGAUUAGAUGUACACACAAAAAGAUUAAUGUUUAUUGUUUGUAGUGACUUUCAGUGCCAUUAACCAGGGAUAUGAACUUGGAAGUCUUCAAACGUUCAUCACUAUUUACUUAAACCAGCGUGUUUACUUCAGGUAUAUGCGAGCUGCUCAAAUUGCAUUUCAUCAUUUGUCCACUUCAUUUUUCUUUAUUACAAGAGACCUUUGAGUCUUUUUUGAUUUGAGCAAAAAAAAGAGGAGUUAUGUUCACUUUGAAGUGAAAUUUGUUGGAGAUGGUGAACGUCCAUCUGAACUGUUGUGGCCCCUGUUAAUGAAAGAUGGUAGAAUAGAUCUUAUUCCAGAACCUGAUGAUGAGGAUAUAUUUCAAUAUGAAGAUCUGUAUAACUUAAAGGGCAACCUGUGUAUGGUGGUAUUUCAGUGUGCUGGCUAUUCUCGUUCAAAGUUCAAAGUAAAUUUAUUAUCAAACUACAUAAAUUUCAUCAUGUACAACAAUGAGGUUUGUUUUCUCACUGGCAUACUCAGUAAAUCCACAAUAGAAUAAUAACUAUAAUAGAAUCAAUGAAAGACCUCAUCAGCUUGGGUUUCAACCAGUGUGCAAGACAACAAACCACGCAAAUACAAAACGAGAGAAAUAAUAAAUGAAUGAAUGAAUAAAUAAAUAAGCAAUAAAUACGAGAACAUGAGAUGAAGACUCUUUGAAAUUGAGUUCAUAAGUUGUGGAACAUUGCAAUGAUGGGGCAGGUGAAGGUGAGUGAAAUAUCCCCUUUGGUUGAAGCACCUGAUUGGUGAGUGCUAAUGUCUGUUCCUGAACCUGGCACUGUGAGUCUUGAGGCUCCUGUACUUUCUUCCUGAUGGCAGCAGUGAGAAGGGAACAUGACCUGGGUGAUGGGGGUCCCUGAUGCUGGAUGCUGCUUUCCUGUGACGAUGCUUUGUGUAGAUGUGCCCAAUGCUAAGAAGGGCUUUACCUGUGACAGACGGGGCCGUAUCCACUACUACUUGUAGGAUUUUCCAUUCAAGGGCACUGGUGUUUCCAUACCAGGCUGUGAUGCAGCUGGUCAAUAUACUCUCCACUACACAUCUUGUAUUUCAAACUGCGCUGCAUGGAAUUUUACAUUCCCCUCCCUGGGGGUGUAUCUGUGUCAGGUACAGUAUUUAGACAUAAAAUACACAGUCUGUGGCAAUUCACCAAGCCAAAGUUGUAGAUGUCAUGCUGAAUCUUCGCAAAGUCCUCAGAAAUUGGGGCGCUGCUGUGCUUUCUUCAUAAUUGCCCUUUCGUACUGGGCUCAGGACAAGCCGUCUGAAAUAACAGCAUUGAGGAAUUUAAAGUCGCUGAACCUCUUCUGUGGUGAGGACUGGUUCAUGCACCUACCUCUGGUUCCCUUCUCCUGGACAAUAAUCAACAAUCAUAAGAGCAAUUCAAUGUCAGCGAGACCUUGUUGUUCUAACCGCCAGUUUGUGAGGUGCUGAUAAAGGCUUGGUGAAAUGCCACAGAGUGUGUAUUUUAUGUCUAUAUACUGUAAAUAGAUUGCAGUUACAUUCUGUUGCAUCCCCAGGGAGGGGAAUGUAAAAUUCCAUGCAGAGCAGUUCAUAAUACAACAAAAGAUGUAGGAACUACAUCAUUGGUUAUUCCAAAACUCUUGAUAAAGGAGCAAUGUGGGGGGAAAGAAGAUUUAUUUCUAUUAAUAGUGAAGGUAAAACUAGGUUCAUUUACAAUAAAGGAAAAAACUUUACGGGAAACGUAUGUGAGACUUCCAGAUUUGGGAGGAAGUGAUGGGUGUCCAAACUUAUUUGAAUCUAAUUGCAUUGAAGAUCCUUAUAAGUUUGCCACUUUAAAUUGUCAGAACUGGGAAGGGAAUGGAGAGUGAAAAACUCGCAGGACAUGUUCAGAAGUCCUGAGGUAGUACAGAUAUUGUGUGGACGUUGAAACAAAUGUUCUAUAUUACUGCCUUGUUUGACUUAUCUCAUAGAGUUAAAGAAGAGCUGUAACUACUGGGAGGUAAUGUGGACAUGGGGAAACAUGUAGACUUUCCCAAUAUCUAGUGGUUGACCUGUUUUUUUUUAGUAGAUUUUGGUCACAAAUUGCACAUUGACCUUUUUGAACUAGUAAAACUGCUCUCAUUAAUGUCCCAUAAUCACCUAUUCCAAUAUUUAAAUAGAAUAACAUGGUUCUAAUAAACCAUUCUUGGGAAUUGGAUGUUAUUUUCCUUUUGAUUGCCUAAUAUAUGGGUACUCAGAUCUGUGGAACACAGUGAGAAAUGUUCAGUCAAUAAACUGUUUUAUAGAGUAAUAACAAAUGCAGCAAUUGAAUUCAGCAUAGCUAGAUCUAAAAUAUGUAAUAACUGUAUUACAUCAUUAAUUAUCAAACUUAAUACUACCAAUAUUUUUGGGAAUGCUUAAAUUUAAAGUGAAUUUUUUAACACGUGGUCUAUGACAUUAUAUUGACCCGUGGCUAUGUAUCUUCGCAUUUGUGUGAGGUGGAAAAUAGGAGGAUUUCACUUGGACAGCUCCUAAUGUUUUCUGCAGUCAUUAAGUUUAUAAGUCUCUCCUAAGAUCAUCUUGCAUUACUUAAAAGUUUUGAUGAUACUUCCCACAUACUUAAUACAUGGUUAUCAGUUCAGUGAGUUGCUGUAAUUGGCUUGCUUUUUUUGUGCAUUCAUAACACAUUACAUUAAAUGUGUUGGCUUCAAUUAACUUCAAAGGUGCAUAACCAGUCCAUAUCCUUCUCCAACACCUUGAUGCUGACUGCUGAAAGGUUGCACCCGACACUGAAUUCUUAGGCUGUCCAUCAGGAGCGAGGAGGACUUCCUUCCACUCUGGUUUUAUGGGAGCAGAUGUGGCUAAUGAGGCCACUUUGGAAUAGCAGAAUCUUCAACAGGGCACGUAAGGGGUGGAUGGGUCGAACAUGAGUUAGUGUGCUCCUUCUGCCUCUUAUCAGGCAUCUGCUUGUUCUCAACAUGCCCUUGAAGUUCUCAAUAACAUCCUGAAAUUUCCUUUGAGUGAAGUCAGCCACAGUUUCCCCAAGAAUCAGUGGGGUGGUUGCACUUCUUCAAAGAAGGUUUGAAUGCAUCCUUAUUGUUGGUGAUGAAGUCUAUGUUGAGUGUAUCACCCAUUCUUUCAUGCUUGGAUGAACAAAAUGACAAUGCUCUGGAGGUUACUCUCCAAGUCAACCCAAAACACAAGUGUCAUAUGCAUUUUGGAACUUGGCUGCUGAUAGAAUAUGACCUUGUUUCUGGAGAGUACUCACUGUGAGUUGAACAGUUUCCUAAUAAUUCUGAAGAUUAGCUCUACUCCCAUAGGAAGUUUCUUUGAGGUGAGGUGCAGCAUUACAAUAGGAAAGACUGAGAAAAAUGUUGGGGCAUGAUACAAAUUUAUUUGAUUCUACUCUUUACUGAGAUGUUACUACCAUUUUACCAUUCUGUUAGUAUCAUGGUUUCCUCGCUGCUCUGAGCAUUAGCAACCAAAUUUGAGAAUUUUCCAUAAUUCCUCCAGAUCAUGAGGUUAAAAAAAAAGUCAUGCAUAUUGGGUAGUGCUGUUCCAUGGAAAAUAUUAUGAAUAUUUCAUGAAUACUGUGUUUCCAGAUGUUUGGAAUCCACACUUAUUCUCAGAGCAGCUUUUCAGGUACAUGGAGGAGAUGGUGCCCAGGAUGUCUGGUGAUAUGCUGAUGCAGCUGUCAAUCAAAUACCUGACAAAUUUUGAUCAGAUUAGAUUAGAAAAUAAAAUCAGUUUACAUUUUGAACACUUUUUGUUAUUGAAUAUAUAUUUAAGUUUAAAAUUGUUCUCCAUCUUCAGUAGAGGACCACUAUGCAAUGUCUUUUUGCUGACAAAAUGUUUUAAGUUUUUUUAUCCUGGUGUUUUUGGCUUAUUAUUCCAAAAAAUUAAUUGAAGAUAUGUUACAUUGAAGUGAAUUAAGAUGUUGCCAAGAGAUAUAGGUUAGCUAUGUCUCUUGUGGAUCCAGUUUGGGUGCCAAGGUGCUUAGCGAGAUGCUUUUACAGUUUGGGGUGUUGGAGAUCGGAGUUUAAUCCCGGUGCUGUCUGUUAGGAUCUCUGUACGUCCUCCCUGUGGAAUGUGUGGGUUUUCUUUGUUGCUCCAACGUCCUUCCACAGUCCAAAGAUGUACUGGGCAGGUUAAUUAAUCAUUGCAAAUUAUCCAGUGGUUAGGUUAGGGUUAAUUGGCAUUUUUGGGGGUUGCUGGGGCAGUGUGGCUUGAAGGGCUGGGUGGCCUACUCUACACCACAUCACUAAAUCUAUAAAUAAGUACAUACGAACAUACUUACAUAACUGGAGUAGAUCUGCUUCAGAAGAAAAUUAUACUCCCACUUUUUAUUUGACUAGUGUUCAGUGAAUAUUCCUUCGUUAAGUCUAUCAUUAGGCAAUUUAAAAUAAAGCACAGAAAACUCUGAGCAAUUCUUCCAAUUCAAAUGUAAGCUUUCUUGUGUAUCUGAAUAUAAAUUUAUUAUUUUGUAAUUGGCAA